Molecule: messenger RNA, 1081 nt
Organism: Rana temporaria (common frog)
Lineage: Eukaryota; Metazoa; Chordata; Amphibia; Anura; Ranidae
Gene: C6H2orf80
Product: chromosome 6 C2orf80 homolog
Exons: 10
Coding region: 106-798 (230 amino acids)
Source: RefSeq, a predicted model, not a curated record
AAACAGCAUGCUACCAUUAUCUGCUGCUUCUUCAGUAAGCCGCAGCAGCACAAGAAGAACAGGGAAACUGGUUCUACUAACCGGGGUGCGGGCUCUGAAACACAUAUGGAAAGAAAACGCCUCAGAAAAGAGCUUGAGAAAGUUCUGGGUGACUACGUUAGCACUACGCUUCGAGAAAAGGAGUUUGACCCAAAAGGAAAGAAGGAAUCCUCAUGCUUGGAUGACCUGGCUCAUUAUGAUCUGGCUAUUGGUGUUGCCCUGCAGUGGCUUAGAUCUUCCAGUAACAAUGAGGCAUUUAGAAAAGAAAGAAUCAAGCUAGCACUAAAUCAACAUAAAUACCCUAACCGGAUGGAAAGAGAAGCUAUGAUUCUAUCUUCUUUUGCAGGAACGCUAAUGGCUAGUCAUAGAAAGUCUGGAGAAGGAGUGAUUAAAUGCCAAGAUCAAUUCAAUAUUCAGCAUAGCUUGCCAGUGGAGGAUGUAUUUGAAAUAUAUGGAAACAAGACUUCAACAACACACCUGCAUAGUUCUGCCAAGGGUCACUGGAUUCAGCCCUUUAACCUGUCACUACAUCCAUUUGCCAUGCUGACAGCACCUCAAGCUGCAAGACAUGCUUUAAAGCACUGUACCAGAUUUUGUAAGUACCUGGGUAGAAACGAAAAUGAUGUGACUGAAGAUCAAAACUCAGAUGUUCUAGCUAUGAAUCAUCAUGAACCUGGUUCAGAAAGACAAGAAACAUCAAUAGACUCUGAGACUGAAGAAGUCACAACAGCAGAAACUGAAAGUGAAAUAAAUCCAUAAAGAAACUGAGAACAUUUAUCCCAUGUUGGCUUAUUGCAUUUCUUAGUAAACACAGUGCUGUAAUCCCUUUAUUAAUUUGGCCAAAAACUGACCUAACAGCUAGACAAUAGAAUACAUUAUACCUAUGUUACAUUGUUUUCUAGUCUCUAGUCUGCAUCUAUAUGUAUUCUCUGUCCCUAAAUUUAUGCCAGCAGUGUAUUUUUCCUGCAGUCUUUAAAAUGUUUAAGAAUAUCUUCCCUCAUGUUUUGUGGCAUCAUCUUCCUUUCUUAGCUACUAAAUACCU